Asparagus officinalis (garden asparagus) is the source of this 953-nucleotide messenger RNA. Its product is annotated as transcription factor bHLH7-like. Bases 155 to 598 code for a protein of 147 amino acids. NCBI's taxonomy places the organism in Eukaryota, Viridiplantae, Streptophyta, Magnoliopsida, Asparagales, Asparagaceae. The transcript has 3 exons. The record is from RefSeq and is a predicted model, not a curated record.
GAGCGCGAGAAUCGAGGGGCAAGAUAAGAAAGAACAGCUAAGCUACUGCUGAGAGGGUGGAAGCACCGAAAAUCUCCUCAAAGACCCCCCUCCAACUUUUCAAAAUUUCAGAAACGCCCCUCCCUCCUCCGGCGGCGAUCGCCUGCUCUCUUCGAUGCUCUUUGAACUUCCACAUCCUCGGCCCCCGCCGGCGCCGACCGACGGUCUCUUUGACAGGAUCCUCUCGGAGCCGGUGCGACCCGCGAUCGGAGGGCUAGCGUUUCCUCUAGGGUUUGGUUUCCAGGCGGAGGACCGGAAGCCUGUAGCGGAGCCGAACAUGAAUGGACUUGGUGAUUCCAGUGCUCUAGCACAGCUAUUAGUGGAAAUUGAAGUUCAAGCAGCUGAGGAAGAUACCAAAAAAGAUCAAUGGUUGUGCAACAAGUGGUUUAAUGAUGGAACUCGAGAGCAAGCAGCGAAUCUCAUAGAGGAAAACUUUGAUGAUACAGUGCAGUUUCUUCACUCUGAAGCUCGGUGUAUUGUACCAUUCUCCCUCAUUACUACCAUUUACCUUUCCCAGCACCAUCAACCAAAACCACCAGAUGCUGAUACUCCUUCAUAGGCUAUAAACGCCACCUGCACGUGCCCAUCAACUACUCCUAUGCUAUAUAUAUAUAUAUAUCAAAGUUUCUUCAGUAUUAUUUUUUUGUUUGCUUUUCUAUAAGUUUCUUUUUCUUUUGUUGUAGGUGGUAAGUGCAUCAGAUUCUCAUACCCCACAAGAUGUUUUCAUAUUUGUGUGCGUUUUGAGUGAGGGAGUUGGUUUCUUUGUGGUUAAUGCUAGUAUUGUUAUUGUCUUGUUGGGAACUCUCUUUCUUUUGUGGCAGGACCAGUGGAAAAAGUUGUUGAACAGGUUUUAUAUGUACAUAUUGAUACUUUGAUUUGAAUUAAUGAAUGAAUGAUGUUGAUUGUUCUUGGAA